AUGUGUUGUCGUGCAAGCAACAGGAAAAGCCUGAUCCUGACCACCACCUCUCCCACGCUGCCUCGCCCUCACUCCCCGCUGCCCCUCCCUGGACACCUCGGAAGCAGCCCCCUGGACAGCCCACGGAACUUCUCUCCCAGCAACCCGGCUCACUUCUCGUUCGCCUCCUCCAGAAGAGCGGACGGACGCCGAUGGUCUUUGGCUUCUCUGCCGUCUUCUGGAUAUGGCACCAACACUCCCAGCUCAACGUCCUCCAGCUCGUCCCAGGAGCGGCUGCACCAGCUGCCCUCCCAGCCCACCAUGGACGAGCUGCACUUCUUAUCAAAGCACUUCGGCAGCACCGAGAGCAUCACGGACGACGACGGGGGCCGCUGCUCCCCCCACAUGCGGCUGCGCUCUCGAAGUCUCAGCCCCGGACGCUCGUCCUCCUGCUACGACAACGAGAUAGUCAUGAUGAACCAUGUGUACAAAGAGCGCUUUCCAAAGGCCACGGCUCAGAUGGAGGGGAGGCUGGCCGAGUUCAUCCACGCUUUCUCCCCCGAGAGCGUCCUGCCGCUGGCUGACGGGGUCCUCAGCUUCAUCCACCACCAGAUAGCAGAGCUGUCCAGAGACUGCCUGACCAAAGCACGCGAGGGCCUCAUCACCUCCGUGUACUUCUUUGAGCUGCAGCAGAAUCUGGAGAAGCUCCUGAAUGACGCCUUUGAGCGUUCAGAGAGCACCGAGGUCGCCUUCGUCACAGAGCUGGUGAAGAAGCUCCUCAUCAUCAUCUCGAGACCGGCCCGACUCCUGGAGUGUCUGGAGUUCAACCCGGAGGAGUUCUACCACCUGCUGGAGGCGGCGGAGGACCACGCCAAGGAGGGUCACCUGAUGAAGACGGACAUUCCUCGAUACAUCAUCUGCCAGCUGGGACUGACCAGGGACCCCAUCGAGGAGAUGGUAAACCUCGAUAGCUACGACAGCGAGGGACCAGCAACGCCCGAGACAGACGACUCGACGGAGGGAAAGAUCAGAGCAGUGAAACCUCCAGAAGAGGCCGACUUCCAGAGCAUCAAGCUGAUCAGUAACGGAGCGUACGGUGCUGUGUACCUGGUGCGUCACCUGGAGACCCGGCAGCGCUUCGCCAUGAAGAAGAUCAACAAGCAGAACCUGAUCCUGAGGAACCAGAUCCAGCAGGCCUUCGUGGAGAGGGACAUCCUCACCUUCGCAGAGAAUCCCUUCGUGGUCUCCAUGUUCUGCUCGUUCGAAACCCGCCGACACCUCUGCAUGGUGAUGGAGUACGUGGAAGGAGGAGACUGUGCCACUCUGCUGAAGAACAUCGGAGCUCUGCCCGUGGAGAUGGCGCGGAUGUACUUUGCAGAAACCGUCCUGGCGCUGGAGUACCUGCACAACUAUGGCAUCGUGCACCGUGACCUCAAGCCUGACAACCUCUUGAUCACCUCCAUGGGACACAUCAAGCUGACGGACUUCGGCCUGUCCAAGAUGGGGCUGAUGAGUCUCACCACCAACUUGUAUGAAGGACACAUAGAGAAGGAUACCCGGGAGUUCCUGGAUAAACAGGUGUGUGGAACCCCCGAGUACAUCGCCCCUGAGGUUAUUCUUCGUCAGGGCUAUGGGAAGCCGGUGGACUGGUGGGCUAUGGGCAUCAUCCUGUACGAGUUCCUGGUGGGCAUGGUGCCGUUCUUUGGAGACACCACAGAGGAGCUGUUUGGACAAGUCAUCACAGACGACAUAGUUUGGCCUGAGGGGGACGAGGCUCUCCCUCUCGACGCCCAGCACCUGAUCUCCUCGCUCCUGCUGACGAAUCCACUGGUUCGACUGGGAACUGGAGGCACGUUUGAAGUGAAGCAGCACUCGUUCUUCACCGAGGUGGACUGGAACAGCCUGCUGAGACAGAAGGCCGAGUUCAUCCCUCACCUGGAGUCCGAGGAAGACACCAGUUAUUUUGACACUCGCUCUGAGCGCUACCACCACGUCCAGUCCUACGACGAGGACGACACCAACGACGAUGAGCCCGUGGAGAUCCACCGCUUCUCCUCCUGCUCCCCCCGCUUCAGCAAGGUGUACAGCAGCAUGGAGCAUCUUUCCCAGCUGGAGCACAAACCUCAUGGAGUGACUCUACGGGAGCACAAGGUCCCCAGGGAGGAGCGGAUGGCCAAGAGAGAAAGUCUGGGCAGCGUCACGCUCCGGGACAAGAGCUGGAGGACUGGAUCACCUGAGAUGAAGCGUUUGUCCUGCUCUGAAUCGUCCUUCACGGAGAGCGACUCCAGUCCCCCGUCCGGGACUCGGAGACGUUUCUCCGCCCUCAUGGAUGCUCACCGCUUGCCCUCCCCUCUGGAGCUGGACUCAGAGCUGCUGGCCUCCUGCAGGCAGUCCGCAGUGAAGGCGAGGGGGACUUCCCUGGAAGGAGCCAUGGGGACCAUCUCCUCUCAAGGCGAUCUGAGAGCCCUCCUGAAAGACGGCAACGGGCUCACCUCUGGAGGUAGGAUCUUGAGACCUGCUGAUGCAUCGAUGUCUCUUCCAGGCGGAGCUGCUGUUCUGGGGCUUCCGGACGCACCGGGGCCCCGGGGGGCCGCCACUGACCUGGUGCUGCGGAGAGUUCGCCACCACCAGCUCUCGGCCGAGGGAGACAAACGUAACUCACUGCCAGGAACCAAAGUGAUCAAGUCUGCCUCUGCCACGGCUCUGUCUGUCAUCAUUCCUGCAGUGGAGCAGCACGUUGCGUCCCCUCUGGCGAGCCCCAUGUCUCCUCGCUCCCUCUCGUCCAACCCCUCGUCCCGGGACUCCUCUCCCAGCAGAGACUACUCUCCGAUGGUCAACGUCCAACAUUCUCCCAUCACCAUCCAUCGCUCGGGGAAGAAGUACGGCUUCACGCUCCGAGCCAUCCGGGUGUACAUGGGAGACAGUGACGUCUACAGCGUGCAUCACAUGGUCUGGCACGUGGAGGACGGAGGUCCGGCCCAGGAUUCUGGACUCCGAGCUGGGGACCUGAUCACUCAUGUGAACGGGGAGUCGGUCCACGGUCUGGUUCACACCGAGGUGGUGGAGCUCAUCCUCAAGAGUGGAAAUAAAGUGACGGUUACCACUACUCCCUUUGAGAACACCUCGAUCAAAGUGGGUCCCGCCCGCAAGACCAGCUACAAAUCCAAGAUGGCGCGGCGCAGCAAGCGGACCGGGGCCAAGGAGGGACCGGAGAAGAAGCGCAACUCGCUGUUCAGGAAAAUCACCAAACAGUCCAACCUGCUCCACACCAGCCGGAGCCUGUCCUCCCUGAACCGCUCGCUGUCCUCCGGGGACAGUCUCCCGGGCUCGCCCACCCACAGCCUCUCCGCCCGCUCGCCCACGCAGACCUACCGCUCCACCCUGGAGUCCUCUCACCCGGCCAACUCCUCCCAGAGCAGCUCCCCAGCCACCAGCACGCCCAACUCCCCGGCAGCCUCCCACCACAUGAGGCCCAGCUCCCUGCACGGCCUGAGUCCCAAGCUCCACCGGCAGUACCGCUCCGCUCGGUGCAAAUCCGCCGGCAACAUCCCUCUGUCCCCUCUGGCUCACACCCCCUCCCCCACCACCUCCUCCCCUCCGCCCCUCAGCGGCCACACGGUGGGGAGCUCCAACACCACGCAGACGUUCCCCGUCAAGCUGCACUCCUCGCCUCCCGUCGCCCGCCCUCGUCCCAAGAGCGCCGAGCCGCCCAGGUCCCCUCUGCUGCAGCGGGUGCAGUCGUCGGAGAAGCUCGGGGCUCAGAUUCAGCCUUCCUCCUCCUCGUCUUCAUCGUCGCCCUCUCCUCUGACCGGCGGGGUGUCGUUACGCAAGCACAGCCUGGAGGUGACGCACGGGGACUACAGGAGAGAGUCUUUCCACUGUGAGCAUAGUCUUCAGAGUCUGUUGGAGAUGGAGGGGGAGAACGGACCUGCUCCACCUUCCCCUUCAUCAUCCUCCUCCCCUUCUCCUCCCAUGGGAGGGGAGAUCGGGUGCCUGAAGCCGGGGAGGAGGCUGGGGAGACAGGAGUCGCCGCUCAGCCGGGACACACUGUUCACAGCCAGAGAUAAAGACACUCAAACCACAGCAUCUGAGACCAUCACUAGAGCUGAGUCCAAACCCAAUGUUGUGGACACGAGUAAGACUCUGUCGGCUGCUAAGGUUCUGAAGAGUAACGUCAGUGCAGCAGCUGCGGAGACCAAGUCCCGUCCAGCACCGGUUCCAUCCGCUGCAGAGACCAAACCGGGCCCUGGGGACAAACCUCCACAUACAAGUGCUUCAGCUUCGAUGGGACCAGUGACCAAGAGUAAACUCAGCGAGAAGGUCUCCACUCCGGGAACAUUAAAGAGUUUACAACAGCUUGUGAGCAAACAGCAGCAGACAGACGCUGGAGCUGGAACCAAAGCUCAGGAGAAGACUGAGGAGAAAGUGAAAGCUGAAAAACUUCCCGUGCAGAGAUCCUCGUCUACAGAUCAGUCGAAGACACGCAAGGGCUCCGAGACGGGAGAGAGAGGAGGCGUCUGCGAUAAAGCAACUGAGACGACGAAGGUCAAAGGUCCUGCACCCCCCAUUCCCACUUCAGCUCCAACCCGCCCUCCAGCUCAUGUGCCGGCUGCUGCCAGAUCCAAAGCAGAGAAGCUAUCGAGCCGUUACUGUGGCGCAAAGGAGGAGAGGGCUCACCUGGAGGUCCUGGAGGAGAACCCCAUGUCGCCCUGCUCUAACGCAGCCUCGCCCUGCUCCAGCAAGUCUCGCCCCAUGUCUCCGGGGGACAGAGCCAGCUUCGUCACCCAGCUGACGAGCGUGGCCAAGACAGUGCUCGGGCCCAUAAAGGGGGCGUCGCUGGAGGGAGCCAAGGUCCGAGACGCCUCCAAGCCGCCGGGCGAGGAGAAGCGGGGAACCACGGCAGGAAGAGCCGAGGCCGUGAGCGGGGGGGGGCGCCGCGGGGCUCAGGCGGGAUCCUCCGCCGGCGCCGGCCCGGUCCAGUCCGAUCGAGGAGCCGGUCGGAGCUCCAAGCACCACUCGUGAUAAGGGUCAGAAAGAGUCAGACUCUCCCAUGUAAUGCCUUUUACUGUAGCAUCAAACUGACAUAUCAUGAAGCAACGUGACCUGGAAUGAAGGGGGAGACACAACCGCCUGAAGAAGUAACACACGAGGUGUCACAUGUAGACACACAGAGACGCAGCUGUAGGAAGUUGUGUGCACGUGGUAUCAGAAUGUCGGCCUGUGUGUGUGUGUGCACCUGUAUGUCCUUUCCCAUGUCUUGUAUAUAGGUUUAAAAAAAAAAAAAAAAAAGUGUAAUGUCCUAACGCAUGUCUUACAUAUAUGUGGAAAAACGAAAAAAAGCAUAUUUAAAAAAAGAAGGUGAAAGAUAUAAAGCAGACCUGGAGGUAGAGAACACUGUGAACAACAUUUCAAAACAAGCAGGAUCCUGUUAGAAAACGGGCAUUACUCAUAUCCCAGAUCAGCUCCAGUGCCAUCAGUUAGUUUAUUCUGUGUUUCCUUAGAGUUCAAAAGGGACGAGGUGGAUCUUGUAUCACGAGGGUGAGCGACUCAACAGACAAACUGGAACAUGAGAUGGAACCUGAGGGGGGGGGGGGAAAGAGGUCGAUUAGAUGAACUUGCACAGGGACGCUAUGCAAUCUGCUUAUCACGCCAGUUUCCUUUGGUGUCCCCCAAUUACUCAGUUUACAUUGUGUGUCCGUCAGCAGCAGGAGGAGGAGGAGAGACGUGAGGGUCGCAAUAAGUCGAGCAUUUUGUUUAAAAAGUUGUGUUGUUCGUAGGCUGAUUACACAAAUACCUGAGUCCGAUCAACGUAUGUGAGAGAAAUGCUCGUUCAUCCACUCUUUUUCUAUUUAUGCAGUUUAUUGUUACGUGUGAAGCAAAGUGCCAGUGUGUUUUUAUUUAUUAGAGAUCAUGUGAUUUGUUGGGUUUUUUAUUUAAACGUGUAAUAAUAUGCAAUCCAUGCGUGCCCAGCUCCACAGAGACGAGCACCGGGCCAGGGGCAGAUUUUUUGUGGAGAGCGUCUUCUCUUGUGUCACAAAAAAACAAAAAUCCUCCUGACGUGUUUUUUGGACUGAGGAGUCAGAGCUGGCGGAGACUGCCACCUUGUGGGCGUUAACAGAAGGCCCUGAGGAACAACAACAGAUCGGGUCACGUGUAACGAGACGUCUCAUAUCUCUGCCUGUGGAUCUUUGCAUUUCAUACAUCAUGAGUCUGGUGCAUCGUCCUCCUGUCAACAAACACAUCCUGCAGUCUUUACUUUACCAGUUAUGACUUAAUGGUUAAAACAGACACCACCCAGUGUUCUGGACAUUCAACACCAGUCAUUUAUUUGUGUGUGAUGUGACAAACUUGCACUUUAUUUUUGUGUCGGAUACUUUAAUUAACCUUGUGUUACAUGUUUCUUUUAUAUUUUUUCUAUUUAUUCUAUUUAUUAAACCAAUUUUUUAUUUAUUCAAAUGUUUUUACGUGUCAUGGCGUAGGGGAAUUUCUGUUCUACGACUGGAAUUAGUUAUUUAUGAACAUAAAUCUACCAAAUCUGUGUGGCUGCCCCAUCCUGUGCAGUUUGGACUCUGUCAUUCCAUAAAUCUGACAUUGUGAUAUUGCUGUCAUGUCCGUCUUUGUUUCCGAGUGUUUGACUUUUUUACAGCUGCAACUCUCUCCCUGACUCGUGUUGGUCAUUCCGUCGCUACAGAUUUAUUCGCCACUGUUGUGAAAAGCCGAUGCAAAAAAGCCUAAAGUGCAGAAAUGUAAUAAAAUGCAGUGAAACCCCAAAAAA
Molecule: messenger RNA, 6754 nt
Organism: Pleuronectes platessa (European plaice)
Lineage: Eukaryota; Metazoa; Chordata; Actinopteri; Pleuronectiformes; Pleuronectidae
Product: microtubule-associated serine/threonine-protein kinase 1-like
Biological process (GO): intracellular signal transduction; peptidyl-serine phosphorylation
Molecular function (GO): protein serine/threonine kinase activity; protein binding; ATP binding
Source: RefSeq, a predicted model, not a curated record